This is a messenger RNA of Owenia fusiformis, 1634 nucleotides long. Lineage: Eukaryota; Metazoa; Annelida; Polychaeta; Sabellida; Oweniidae. The record is from the annotation of a GenBank genome assembly.
UUUAGAUAGAUUUUAAUGUGAUUUGCAUUAAAUCUUUUUUGUCUUGAGGAAAAAAUGAUAUAUUUUGUUUUAUUAGCAUUGAGUGAUAAUUUGUUUGUGACAAGCCAUUCCUCAACAUGUUUUAGUUCAGUAUUUAAAGUUUCUGUCAGGUCAUGUAGAUUUUUGCCUUUAAUCAAUGAGUUAGUAUCAUCUGCGAAUAAGACGAAAAAUAGUGUCGGGGAAGAAAGAUAAAUAUCAUUAAUAUAUAAUUUAAAAAACAGGGGUCCCAAAAUUGAAACCAUUAGGAAUACUGAACGUGGUCAUCUCAAGAUUAGAGAUUGUGUCCAUAUAUAAAGUUUGCUGAAAUCUAUUUUUAGAAUAACUUUUUUAUCCAGUCCAGAGCAACACCACGUAUAUCGUAGUAUUGAAGUUUGUCAAAUAGAAUGUUAUGAUCUAUUGCAUCGAAAGCUUUGGAAAAGUCAAUAGACAAUCCUAUUGUAAAUUCACUAUCAUCGGUAGAUUUUCUGAUCUUUUCAAUAAAUGUUAAAAGACAAUUGUUAUUUACUCAAUAAAAUAACUAAACGAUGGCAUCCAGGUUAUUUUCUCAAUAGCCAAUUUGAGCAUUAUUUACUGAGGUGGGAACCUGGGAACCUGCGCAAAAGUGCCGAAAAUGAAGGAACCGAUUGACCACGAUUUUUCACAACAUGGGCAGAGUGAAUACAUCGACAAUCUUCUCGAAGGAAAGAAUAACGGAUUUUUCAUAGAAUGUGGAGCCCACGAUGGAAAAUUAUUUUCAAAUUCCUUAUAUUUUGAACGAUAUAGGAAUUGGACUGGAUUACUAGUAGAGCCCAAUAAAAGGACAUUUCAAGAACUUUUGAAUCUUAAACGAAAAGCAUAUGCUGCUAAUGUUUUACUAUGCCCAGAUAACCAAAGCAGGAAAUUCACAUAUGUUGAUGCAAAGGUUCUUUCCGGCAUAAAAGAACUCGUUCAACUUCGUUCUGACAAAAUUGCGAAAAGAAAAUCAUAUCUUGUCCAAUGUUUUACACUGUACACACUACUUUUAGCGGUAGGGGUGACAAGGAUUGACUUUUUCAGUUUAGACGUGGAAGGAGCUGAGGUACCCAUUUUAAAAACGAUUCCGUUUGAUAAAGUCUACAUUAAGUCUCUGACAGUUGAGUAUAGGUUUUUUGAUAGUCAUUCAGAAGACAAAGAAAAAUCGCAAAAGAAUUUAAAAAUGAUUCGCGAUUUUUUCGAGAAACUUGGCUUUUACAAAGAAGUGAAACUGGAUAGCCUCGAUGUGAUUUUUGAACGAAUUGAUUAACCCUAAUGAGGACACUACAACGUAUUUUUCAUAACACUUCAAAACUCUCGAGGGAGGUGUAAAAUUCACAAAUUUUUAUCAAUGACUACAAAACUUAACUCUUCAAAUGUUACCCAAGCCAGCCAGGCUGUUGAAUUCAGCUUGUCACUAUCUUUACUAUGUAUACCAAAGGUGAUAUUUACAUAGAAACCAGCAUAAAGACAAGAUGCAAAACAAAAGAUUACGUGCAUCAUUUAGUAUCUCAUUAUAGCAUCUGGUAGAUGUAAUGUAUAAGGGUAUAGAUAAGAAUAUAAUGAGAAUGAGAUAAAUGAAGGCUUUAAUUUGUUAUGAAAAA